This is a messenger RNA of Aureobasidium melanogenum CBS 110374, 888 nucleotides long. Its product is annotated as zf-CHY-domain-containing protein. The record is from RefSeq and is a predicted model, not a curated record. Lineage: Eukaryota; Fungi; Ascomycota; Dothideomycetes; Dothideales; Saccotheciaceae. Gene Ontology annotation, cellular component: nucleus. Gene Ontology annotation, biological process: ubiquitin-dependent protein catabolic process; protein ubiquitination. Gene Ontology annotation, molecular function: ubiquitin protein ligase activity; zinc ion binding. The transcript has a single exon. The annotation marks the transcript as partial.
AUGCCCGACCUGUUCCAACAAGGCCCUCUCUGUCACCCUGUCCGCUCCAAUGACAACCCAUACAACAUCACUCCACAAGACCUUGAGCCUAGCUACUGUUCCGACCAUAUUCACGAUGAAGGUACUGGCUUGGGCUGCAAGCACUAUAGCAGGAAUGUCAAGGUUCAAUGCUUCGACUGCAACCAAUGGCAUCCAUGUCGACACUGCCACGAUUCUUCGCCAAAUCUACCCUUUGCUCACGGCCUCAAUCGUAAAAUGACACAGAACAUGCUAUGCAUGCUCUGUAGCACCCCUCAACCCGCCGGACCCACAUGCACCAACUGUGGUGUUGACUCUGCCUACUACUACUGUUCCAAAUGCAAACUUUGGGACAAUGAUAGCACAAAGAGCAUAUAUCACUGCGAUGACUGUGGUAUUUGUCGUCGUGGUGAAGGUUUGGGCAAGGACUAUGUCCACUGCAAACGAUGCAACGUCUGCAUCUCAAUAUCAACCAGCAGCACACAUCCCUGCGUAGAGAGAGCAACAGACUGUGAUUGUCCUCUAUGUCUCGAAUACCUCUUCUCCUCAUCGCUACCGGUAGUGAGUCUAGCUUGUGGCCACUACAUGCACGGGAGCUGCUACAAAGAACUCAUGCACGUCACAUAUCGCUGCCCAGUAUGCAACAAAUCUGCCGUCAACAUGGAGCUUCAAUGGCGGAAACUCGAUGAUGAGAUUCGUCUCCAACCAAUGCCAGAAGAUGAGUUUGAGGACUCUGCUGCUGCGAGAGCAAAUCCCACCCAUCGACGUGUUCCUCGAAGAGUAUUUGUGGGCUGUAAUGAUUGCGGAGGAAGAGGCUGGUCCGCCUUCCAUUGGCUAGGUCUAAAAUGUCCCCACUGCGACGGCUACAAU